Messenger RNA from Lodderomyces parapsilosis, 1086 nucleotides. RefSeq lists its product as uncharacterized. Gene Ontology annotation, biological process: magnesium ion export from mitochondrion. Bases 1 to 1086 code for a protein of 361 amino acids. NCBI's taxonomy places the organism in Eukaryota, Fungi, Ascomycota, Pichiomycetes, Serinales, Debaryomycetaceae. The record is from RefSeq and is a predicted model, not a curated record. The transcript has a single exon. Gene Ontology annotation, molecular function: magnesium ion transmembrane transporter activity.
AUGUCACAACUAUUCACAUCUUCAACAAUUCCGCUAAGUUUUGAGCCGCAUGACGGACAUAACGCAUAUAGUCAUCGGAAACCACCGCCGACAGGCACUGACUCGCUUGAUGAAGUAGAAGGGGCACCACUUUGGCAGUAUAUGCUUGCAGGUGGAUUAGGAGGAGUGGUUGGUGAUAGUGCUAUGCAUUCAUUAGACACGGUUAAGACUCGCCAACAAGGGUUUCCAUACAACAAGAAAUACAAGAAUAUGAUACCUGCUUACAGAACGAUACUAAAAGAAGAAGGGUUUUUUCGAGGACUAUAUGGUGGAUACACCCCUGCAGCAUUGGGGUCGUUUCCUUCUACAGCAGCAUUUUUUGGUACUUAUGAAUUUUCCAAACGCAAAUUGAUUGACGAUUUUGGUGUUAAUGAAACGCUAUCUUACUUCACGGCUGGUGUAUUGGGUGAUUUGGCAUCGAGUGUAUUUUAUGUUCCUUCAGAAGUGCUAAAGACUAGGUUGCAACUACAAGGUAAAUAUAAUAAUCCUUAUACACGCGAGUGUGGGUACAAUUACCGCGGGCUAUGGAAUGCUAUAAUUAGCAUAUAUCAUAAGGAGGGGUUACGAACAUUCUUUUUUGGGUAUAAGGAAACCCUAUUUAGAGAUUUACCAUUCAGUGCAUUACAAUUGACAUUUUAUGAAAGGUUUCGUCAAUUGGCUAUUUAUUAUAAUCAUGGAUCCACAGACUUACCCGUUCCAGUUGAAUUGUUCACUGGUGCUGCAGCGGGUGGGUUCGCGGGAGUGCUUACUACUCCAUUGGAUGUGAUAAAAACCCGAAUCCAAACAGCCACUAAUUUAUCAGAUCUAAACGAUUCGAUUACGCUAAGGAAUACAAAUAACCCAAUUGUGAAACUUUUCAACAAAAAUGCAACGUUAAGAGCAUUGGUGUCGAUCUACAGACACGAGGGUAUUUUCGGUGCAUUUAGUGGAGUGGGUCCACGAUUUAUAUGGACAGGUAUACAGAGUUCAAUAAUGCUAUUAUUGUAUCAAGUGUCAUUGAAACAAUUGGAUACGAUAUUUGGUGAUGAGAAGAAGCUAGAAGCUUGA